CUCUCUUGGUCCCCUGAUGUUUUCUCCUCCAGUUUCAUUGCGCUCUGUGCACUAAUUAGUAAUUACACAGAGAGGAACACAGCAACCGAUUAUACUCUACUUUUUUGCUGUUUCCAAUUCCCAAAUGUCGGCAAUAAAGAGCCCCCCAUCGAGCAAAUUGUUUACGUUAGGGCUCGUAUCAGCAUGGUACUCAUCGAACAUUGGUGUGUUGUUACUCAACAAAUACUUGUUAAGCAAUUACGGAUUCAAGUACCCAAUAUUUCUUACAAUGUGUCACAUGUCCUCCUGCGCUUUGCUCAGCUACAUCGCCAUUGCAUGGAUGAAAAUAGUCCCUUUGCAGACCAUCCGAUCUCGUGUUCAAUUCGUUAAAAUCUCUGCUUUGAGUCUAAUCUUCUGUGCCUCGGUUGUCAGUGGUAAUAUCUCGCUUAGGUAUUUGCCUGUAUCGUUUAAUCAAGCAAUUGGCGCUACGACGCCAUUUUUCACGGCGGUGUUUGCGUACCUCAUGACUUUGAAGAGUGAAGAUUGGCUUACGUAUAUCACCCUCAUUCCUGUAGUCACCGGCGUUGUUAUCGCCAGUGGGGGCGAGCCAAGUUUCAAUCUGUUUGGAUUCAUAAUGUGUGUUGGUGCGACAGCUGCCAGAGCACUCAAAACCGUGGUACAAGGGAUAUUGCUUACUUCUGAAGGUGAGAAGCUGAACUCCAUGAAUCUCCUUCUGUACAUGGCUCCUAUUGCUGUCAUACUCCUGCUUCCAGCAACAAUGUACAUGGAAGAGAAUGUGGUCGGCAUAACAAUAGCACUCGCUAGACAAGAUUUUGGGAUCAUUUGGCUCUUGAUUUUCAACUCUUCACUUGCUUACUUUGUGAAUUUAACCAAUUUUUUGGUCACAAAACAUACAAGCGCCCUUACACUUCAGGUCCUUGGAAAUGCAAAGGGAGCAGUAGCAGUAGUUGUCUCAAUAUUAAUUUUUAGGAAUCCUGUUUCUGUGACUGGGAUGGCUGGCUACACACUCACAGUUCUUGGUGUUAUUCUCUAUGGAGAAGUUAAGAAACGUAGCUCCAAAUGA
Lactuca virosa is the source of this 1063-nucleotide messenger RNA. The record is from the annotation of a GenBank genome assembly. Lineage: Eukaryota; Viridiplantae; Streptophyta; Magnoliopsida; Asterales; Asteraceae.